CGUUUUCCCUCGCAGCGCACGGAUCCUUUUCUUCGAGCAUUUCUGAUCCCUCUUUCUCUCUCUCUCUCUCUCUCUCUCUCGUUUUCCCCCUCCGUUGAAGGAGACGGAGAAUUAGGGUUCGAUUCCGAUCGCAUAAUGCUCGAUGACUCGUCCGGCGUUGGCGACGGGGAUCGCUGCUGGUGGUGGUGGUUAUGGGUGCACGCUACCGUCUUCCUCCUCCGCCCUCUCCUUGCCGUCUCCUUCGUCCUGUCCUUGAUUCUCCUCAGUUGGUUCGUGGCGUGGAAGACGGUGUUGAUUCACGUUCCGCUGGUGCAAGAGAUCUGCGGCCUCCGGAAGAAGCCUGCGAAGCCCAAACCCCGCGACACUCACCGCCUCACCCGAUUGUAUAACUCCAAUCCCGCUCUAAGACGCAACAGUUCGAACGCCCAAGAAACAUCAUGAAUACUUCAGGACUUCGAUGACAGGCAUCCAUCGGUAGCAAAGUUGCAGGUUGUCAUUUUAUUUAUUUGCCAAGAUUCAUAGCAUUUUGUUUUCCUAUGAAGUAGUCAUUGGAGUUUGGCUCGUCCUAAGUGGGUUGUGCCUCAGGGUAUUUGAUGCAUGCCGUAUUAAUUUCUUUUUUCCUUUUUCUGUAACAUUGUUUCGUCAGAGACGUCUCUGAAUCCCAUUAUCUGUACAUACACUAGUUUGGCAUCUCAAAGCCUGGUAUUUGGAUUUGCUUACAUGGAUCUCAACAAGUGAAUAUUUCCUCAUAAAUUCCAGCACAAACAGCAGAUCUUGGAUGAGAACGUUAACAUGCAGUUAUCGUCACUGUUCAGCUGUUUUUGUAAAUUCGUUGAUUGCGUGAAAUUUAUUUUGGGAACAUGGAUUUGUUGGUUGUUUCGGACA
Molecule: messenger RNA, 885 nt
Organism: Musa acuminata subsp. malaccensis (wild Malaysian banana)
Lineage: Eukaryota; Viridiplantae; Streptophyta; Magnoliopsida; Zingiberales; Musaceae
Source: RefSeq, a predicted model, not a curated record